This is a messenger RNA of Lodderomyces theae, 1536 nucleotides long. RefSeq lists its product as uncharacterized. The record is from RefSeq and is a predicted model, not a curated record. The transcript has a single exon. Lineage: Eukaryota; Fungi; Ascomycota; Pichiomycetes; Serinales; Debaryomycetaceae. Bases 1 to 1536 code for a protein of 511 amino acids.
AUGGUCUAUAGCGUUGGAUUGGCUGUUGGCUUAUCUAUUGGAGUGCCUCUGUUUAUCAUUUUGGUAGCUGGUUUUUUGUUGUGGUUGAGGUAUCAGCGUCGUUUACGUAAGGAAGAUCUCGAUGAGGACUACUUGGACAAGGAGAUUCAAAAUGACGAUAGUAGCUUCCGUCAAUUCCAAGAGCAACUACAUAAACAACGCGAUGUCAAGCCUCGUGACAAGAAAGAUGACGAUGGGUUACAACUCAAGGAGGAGGUAGUUCCUGUACAUGGAACUAGUGAUUCAUCCAAUGGCAGUCUUGAAUCAGAGUUACAUCAACUGUAUGAGUUGGCAGAAGUACAACCACAACCGGAUGUCUCCAAACCACUGAAACACCCAUAUGGACAACACUUGCAUUACCCUUCAUCAACAAGUCAUCAACACCAGCCAAAGUCACAAUCAUCAACUUCAUUAAGCCAGGCACUGGAGGAAUUGCCACAUGUUCAUGAUCCACACCACUCUGACUCACAAAAUAUGCCUUCUCGGAGAGCAGUGCAACAACUGCAACGUCGUAAGGGUGCUGCGCCUCUCCCACCACCACCCCCUCCCCCACAUCGCCAAUCCUCCAACAAGACUCAGGCAUCUGUGUAUACCUUUUAUGACACGUUUAUUCCUACUUUUGGUACACCAGAGCCGGCGUCACAACUGCAGCAAAACAAACUGUCGUCACUUCCAAACUCAACUCACAACUCGUUUAGCGAUUUGCUUAAUCAAACAGCCCAUAGCUCGUUGAAUUUACUAAAGAGUGGUCACAAGGAUUCGGCAAAUAACGAUAACGCCGCCACUGCCACUACCGCCACCACCACCAACAACAACAACAACACCAACAACACCAACAACACCAAUCAACAUAGUCACACAAACAGUGCGUCUAACUCAAACACAUCACUUCUCCACAGUGAUAACAACAAUAACAACGGUAAUACAAGCACGUCACACUCACGUGUACCUUCCACUGAUUUAGACGCCUUGGCCAAGCAAUUGAAUAGCCCGCAAUUUUUUGAAAAAUUACCAAGCAAAGCCGCGGCAGCACAAGGUAAAGUUUAUAUAAAACCACGUGUGCCAACAUCCUCAAGCAAGCCCCACAACAACUCAAGCUCGGAAUUGAUAAAUAAUUAUCUUGUUGGUGAAAACACAGCGUUGAAUGAUCAUUUCAACUAUGUUGCACCAAUGGUUGAAACUGCUGAUAGCACAGAUAAACUUGCACAAGUACAAGUACCAGCACCAGCUAGUGGUGAUGGAAGGGGCAACACAUUGACAUAUAACCAAUAUCUCAGUGCAAAAGCAGCAACAGUUGAUCCGUCAUUAAGACGCCCCAGUCAAAGCAAGGAAGACGAACAAGAUCAAGCGGAAGCUAUACAGGAAGCCAAUCCCUUAAAUGGCCAAAUUGGAAAUGCUUUCGAUGCUAAUAUCUCUAUGGAACCCACGGCUAUGAACAAAAAGAAUACAACUACUAAUGAAGAUGAAGAUGUAAUGCCACCAGUUGUGUUUCAGUAA